Messenger RNA from Exophiala aquamarina CBS 119918, 3696 nucleotides. RefSeq lists its product as uncharacterized. Lineage: Eukaryota; Fungi; Ascomycota; Eurotiomycetes; Chaetothyriales; Herpotrichiellaceae. The record is from RefSeq and is a predicted model, not a curated record. The transcript is spliced from 5 exons. The coding region runs from base 1 to 3696 and encodes 1231 amino acids.
AUGACGACCGAUAACUCGAUGGGAUAUGGCGAAAGGCUUAUACCGCAAAUACUAGAUCGACUGGCUGCCUCAGAUCCAGACCGAACGGUGUAUUCAGUUGCAGAGUUUUCUGGCGAUUCUCCCCAGUUCAGGCACACCUCUGCUCGGAACUUUGCAAAAGCGGUUGAUAAGACAGCCUGGUGGAUUCGUGAGAAAGUCGGAACCCAUCAUGAAAGCUCAAGCGGGCAAGAGAACGGCACUCAGAACGGUCAAAGCGAAGCACUUACAAAAAUCAUGCCCUUAGGUUAUAUCGGACCUCAUGACUUGCGCUACAUUCUACUGAGUUACGGGGCUGUCAAGGCUGGCUGUGCUGCCCUUUUUCUUUCCCCAAAGAACAAUGUUGAAGGCGCAUUGGCUGUUCUUAAUGCAGCGAACUGUAGCAUAUGGGUCAAGCCGCAAGAGCAGUCGAUGCUUCCUCUAGUAGAAAAAGUCCUGCAGCGGAAAUCCAUGCAAGUUCUUGAGCUUCCAGGAGUUGAUGAACUUCUUGAUGCCGAGUCUAUCGAGCCGUUCACCUAUGACAAGACGUUCGAAAGCGCGAAAAAUGAUCCAUUCUGUAUUUUGCAUACUUCCGGAACUACGGGUGUUCCCAAACCGAUUUCGUGGACGCACGGUCUAAUCAGCACUAUGGAUGCUGUGCGGCUGCUCCCACCCACUGAAGGUGAUGGCGGACUUGUCCCAUGGACAGACAACUGGAACGAUGGUGAUAGAAUAUAUUCUUCGUUCCCUAUGAGUCAUGGUGCUGGUAUCAUCAUGGAUAUUCUCAUGCCUUCGCUCUUCAACCUGCAUUGUAUUCUAGGACCGUCAGGCGUCCUACCUAACUUAGGACUCAUCGAGUCGCUUGCAGAUCAUGCAAAGAUUGAUAUCUGGAGCAUGGUUCCAUCUCUUGUAGACGAGUUGGGAGAGAGUCCCAACAUCCUGGCAAAGUUCAAUUCUUCAAAAUUCAUCUGUGCAUCCGGCGGGCCUGUCAGCCCAAUCAUCGUAUCAAAGGUGAAUGGAGUAGUCAGGGUCCUCAACCUCACAGGCACCACAGAGGGCUUAUUUAUUGGCAAUCUCUGGGUAGAAAGAGACGACUGGCAUUGGUUUGCAUUCCACCCUUAUUCCGGUUUCGAAUUCAAGGAGGUACAGCCCGGCGUAUACGAGCAUUGGGUCCACCGAAAUGAACGCUGGGCGUUGUUUCAAGGCAUUUUUUAUACAUUUCCGGACCAGCAGUCCAUAAACCUUAAGGACUUGUAUAUCCGGCACCCUUCCAAGCCGAAUCAUUGGGCAUUCAGUGGGCGAAGUGAUGAUGUGGUUGUUCUUUCCAAUGGUUUCAAGAUCUCGCCCUUGGACACCGAGGCAUUCAUCACAACACAUCCAGCAGUUGACGGCUGCCUUGUUAUUGGAACGGGGAAGGCCCAGGCAGGUUUACUCAUUGAAUUAAAAAGCCCAUCAGCCAGGAACAACAGUCUGUUCGAUAGCAUUUGGGCAACGGUGGAGAGAGCCAAUAACCUGACUUUUCAGAAAACCCGGAUCCAAAGACAAUACAUUGCUUUUGCAGAGCCAGAUAAGCCCUUCAUUCGGACAGACAAGAGAACGAUCAAACGACGCGCUACUCUAGACCUCUAUACAGAUUUCAUUGAACGCUUUUACAACACAAGAGGUGCGGAUAUGGACGGUGAAGAGAUCGAAGUCUUUCCGGUAGAUACAAGCUCGAUCGAGGCUAUUAUAGCCUCCAUAUGCGACAUCAUCGGCUCGAUAGUACCUGACAUUGGAACCUAUUCUCCAGAUGAGGAUAUUUUUGAGCUGGGUUUAGACUCUCUAGAGGUAUUUCGCCUGGUCAAUAUCAUCCGAGCUGCUGUAGGUCUUCAGGAACAGCAGCUUGCGCCACGACAUUUGUACGCAAGUCCUACAAUUGCUACGUUCGCUGCCCAGAUUGCAAGAAUAUUGGAGGAAGUCAAAGAUGGGCAAAAGAUACUCAAAGAUGUGACCAACAAAUCCACUCCUCAGGGUGACAGCACAGACUCACCAUCUGCUAUUCACCGCAAGACCGCCAUCCAAGGCAUGAUCGCUGACAGUAAGCGACGACUUGGAUUUAAGAUGAACCCCCUCGAUGCUGUUAACCCCAAUCACUACAUGGGAUUGAAUUUCUACUUUGCCCUCCGGCGCGACAUCACUUUCCAAGACGCUUUUGUAAGAUUGCAGAAUGGCCUCGUUCAUGCUUUUGAGAUCAUACCUGAAUUGGACGGGAAAAUGAUUCUUGCAUCAGAACAUGAAUUCGGACACAAGAAAGGAGAAUACCGUAUCACGAUUCCUCCUCGCUCGCUGUCUGUCUCUACGAAGCCGAGGCAGCUGACCUACAAGGAUCUCUCACAGGUUCUUCCCCCAUUCGAAAAGAUGCGGGAGGAAAAUUUUGCGCCCUCAUUGUUCCAUGACAAUAUUGUGCUCGACUGUCACCCUUUCCCUGGAAUGCCGGCCGACAUAGUAGUUGCCCAGGCCAAUUUCGUUGAAGGUGGAUGCAUCCUGUCAGCGAACUUCAUUCACACGUGUCUUGAUGGUAUAGGUGUGAUGGUAGCCCUUCGUGUUUGGGCGGAGUGCACCCGGUAUCUCGAUGGGGACAAGACAGCAACAUGCCAGUGGUUUGAUCCGGAGAGUUUCAAUCACAGUCUACCUGACAUCCUCCAUGAUGCGGAGGGUUAUGCGAAAGCAGCCCAUAAGGUAGACCCUGGAGUGUGGGGUUUCCUGCCUUUUUUCUGUCCGGACGAUUUCGAUGCAACUCACGAUGCGGAAGAUCAUUCAGUAUUAUCCAAGGAACGGAGUGGCGAUGUCAACGGAUUUCCUCAAGCCAAUGCUGCUACCCACACUUCAGAGGUGGCUCUUCCUCCAGCCCCAGUAUUUCCACGCCAGCUGGUAUGGCCGGCUGCCCCGGCCGAAAGGUCUUUGAGCACAAGCGUGUUUUUGAUCUCUAAUGAGAAUUUACAGGUCCUUAAAGAAGAGGUUCUUGCCGACCCUGAAGCCAAAGGGAUUGUCAAGUCAAUCUCCGACAUUGUACAGGCAUUCUUCUGGCGCAGCUCGAUCAGGUCACGAUAUCGAGUUGCCAAGGAGACACGAGGCGCAAUUUUUGGACCCAAUGACAUGUCUAUUCUGGAGCUACCUAUUGAUGGGCGACCCUAUUUCUCACCGUCACUUCCCUCGUCUUACAUGGGUAGCAUGCUUAUACUGAAUCGACCCACUAUGCCUAUUGAGACACUGUGUUCACCCCAUACAAGCAUCGGACGAAUCGCCUACCUAAUCCGUGAAGCAGCGUCGCAUAUCACCCCCUCUCUGGUUCAUGAUGCAUUUACACUCUUGAGGUCUAUGUCCGAUUACAGCCAGCCUGCAACGGCGAACAUGGGCAUUGAUCAUAUGAACGCAAUGGUCUCGAACAUGAUGCUGUUCCAGACCAGCGAGAUUUCCUUUGGCAAUACUUUUUUCGACGGGGGCACUCCAGAAGCCAUGCGGCCACAGAUUGAGAGAGGUCACAGUCGCUUCCGUUUCUUGGUCAUAUCUCCGAUGAGAAAGGACGGUGGUGUGGAGCUGGUGCUCGGCACGCUGCCAGAGGAGUUGACGAUGCUGAAAACGGACGAGGAGUUCACGAAGUAUGCAACGCUUGUUGAUAGCCAGGAAGGUGGACAUGUAUAG